AUGGGCCCCUCCCUCCUCUCCAAGUCCCUCCAAGCGGCCGGCAUCAGCACCUUCGCCGGCGUGUGCGCCUUCGCCGUGUGGACCAAGCACUGCCGCUUCACGCCGCCGACGCAGUUCAACCCGGCGACGGAGCCGCUGUUCCAGAGCGCCUGGUUCCGCAAGUUCAACCCGCAGAACCACGAGGCCACGUACGACGAGUGUGUGCGGCGCAUCGGGCUGCAGAAGAUUAAGCCCGAGUUGGUCGAGGACGCGCGCAGGGGCGGGACGAAGCUCGUCGAGGAGUUUUGUCGGGGCGUUUGGGGCGGGCCGGGCUACACGAUCCAACGCCUGUACUUACAGCGCAAAUACCGCAACGCCACGACGACGGCGCACCAGCUGUGGACGCCCGCGCAGCUCCUCACCUCGACCUACGACCCGGGCACCGAAAUCACCGACCACUUCGUCGUGCUGGACAAGACGCCCACGCGCAUCCUCAUCCGGUGCGGCGACUCGCCGCUGCACAACCCGGACGGGCCGCGGCCCUCGGAUGGCCUGUUUGAGAUGUGCGCCACCGUCGACGUCGACCAGGGCAUCGCCGAGUUUCGCCUCAAGAGCAUCUUCUACGUCGGGGAGGGGAGUUGGGCGUCCGCGUCGGAGACCAAGGCCGAAACGAAAGACGGCCAAGGAACCCCGGAUAAGUGGGAGAAUCGGGGCCCCAUGCAGGGUUACAUGCUCUACGCGCACAAGUUGUACACCAAGCUAUGGAUGGAGAGUGCCCUGAGAAGAGUCAAGCAGUGA
This is a messenger RNA of Fonsecaea monophora, 777 nucleotides long. RefSeq lists its product as hypothetical. The transcript has 2 exons. Lineage: Eukaryota; Fungi; Ascomycota; Eurotiomycetes; Chaetothyriales; Herpotrichiellaceae. The coding region runs from base 1 to 777 and encodes 258 amino acids. The record is from RefSeq and is a predicted model, not a curated record.